AUGUCCCUUUUCGCAGGCGACCUCUUCAACCUCGAGGGAGCUGUUGCUCUGGUCACAGGGGGUGGCACUGGUAUCGGGCUGAUGGCUGCGAAGGCCCUUGCUGCCAACGGAGCGAAGGUUUACAUCACUGGUCGAAGAGCGGGCGUGCUCGAGGAAGCCAUCAAGGCCCACGGCGCUCAUCUCAAGGGUUCCCUCGUCGCCGUCCAGGCAGACGUCAGCUCCAAAGCCGACUUGAAGCGCGUUCUUGGAGAAAUCAAAGAGGGCGUUCUUCACAUUCUCGUCAACAAUGCAGGAAUCGAGGGCCCGGUGACGAAGCUCGACGACAACGUUCAAAGCGGAUACGAUCUCAGCCGCAGGCACAUUGAGAACGAGGACUUUCCCGACUGGGGCAGAGUUUUUCAGAUCAACACGCAUUCCAUCUUCUUUGCCACCAUGACGCUACUGCCACUCCUAGAGGCUGGUAAUAAGAAGCCGCCUCCGAAAACGGCCAACUGGACCGCAUCAGUCAUCAACAUUACAUCCAUAUCGGGCCAGGUACGCCUCUCCCAGAGUCAUUACGCAUACAAUGCCUCCAAAGCUGCCGCCAACCACCUCUCGUCGAUGUUGGCCCACGAGCUGAACUUUGACCGAAAGAUUGGGGUGCGAGUCAAUGCGCUAGCCCCGGGCCUCUUCGCCACGGAAAUGACGUCGAAGAAGCCGUCCAAUGCUGGGGUAUCGAGUCCCGACGAUCUUGUCGGCUUUGCCAAUCCAGCGGGCAGGACAGGAACCGAAGCCGAAAUGGCCAAUGCCGUCCUACUUUUCUCAACAAAUACCUUUGUCAAUGGCCAGACGCUUGCUGUCGAUGGCGGCUUUGUCACUGCGUAA
Molecule: messenger RNA, 864 nt
Organism: Acaromyces ingoldii
Lineage: Eukaryota; Fungi; Basidiomycota; Exobasidiomycetes; Exobasidiales; Cryptobasidiaceae
Product: NAD(P)-binding protein
Exons: 4
Coding region: 1-864 (287 amino acids)
Molecular function (GO): oxidoreductase activity
Source: RefSeq, a predicted model, not a curated record